This is a messenger RNA of Xenopus laevis (African clawed frog), 1373 nucleotides long. RefSeq names its product heterogeneous nuclear ribonucleoprotein A0 S homeolog (gene hnrnpa0.S). Gene Ontology annotation, cellular component: catalytic step 2 spliceosome. Gene Ontology annotation, molecular function: mRNA 3'-UTR binding; nucleic acid binding; RNA binding. The record is from RefSeq and is marked provisional. Gene Ontology annotation, biological process: mRNA splicing, via spliceosome. NCBI's taxonomy places the organism in Eukaryota, Metazoa, Chordata, Amphibia, Anura, Pipidae.
CGUAAGAAAGAAGAGCAGCCGCAACUUCCCCUCUCGACACCAGAUAAGAAGGAGAGUGAUAGAGCUGUGUUUGCGUUUCAAUGAGUACCGGCGACAUGGACACCACGCAGCUGUGCAAGCUCUUUAUCGGAGGGCUUAACGUGCAGACCACGGAGGAGGGCCUACGCCAGUAUUUUGAGACGUACGGGCAAUUGACUGACUGCGUGGUGGUGAUCAACCCACAGACCAAGCGUUCCCGAUGUUUCGGUUUCGUAACCUACUCGAGCGCCGCGGAGGCUGACGCAGCUGUGGAGGCCGCGCCGCACGUGGUUGACGGCAACAACGUUGAGCUAAAACGUGCCGUGUCCAGGGAGGAUUCGGCCAAGCCGGGGGCGCACGCUAAAGUGAAAAAGCUCUUUGUUGGCGGCCUGAAAGAAGAAGUUGGCGAGAGCGACUUGCUCGAGCAUUUCUCCCAGUUCGGAGCGGUGGAGAGAGUAGAGAUCAUCGCUGAUAAACUGUCCGGCAAGAAACGCGGAUUCGGCUUCGUGUACUUCGCCAGUCACGAUUCUGCCGACAAGGCCGCGGUGGUCAAGUUCCACUCGGUCAAUGGGCACCGCGUGGAGGUAAAGAAGGCCGUGCCCAAGGAAGAACUUGGUAACAACAGAUCCUUCCGCGGUGGCAGAGGCGGGAGAGGCCGAGGAGGCGGCGGCCCACCCCGAGAUUAUAAUGGAAUAUCCGCCAGUGGCGGCAAACCUGGCUUCGGCGGAGGUUACGGCGAUGGUUAUGGGGGCGGUAACCAGGGUUACAGCUCGUACGGAGGCGGCUACGGGGAGCCCAGCGAUUACGGCAAUGGCUACAGCAGUUUCGGGAGCUACAGCCAACACCAGUCUUCUUAUGGGCCGAUGAAGGCAGCUGGAAGCGGCGGCUGGAACCGUCCAAACCCCGCAGGCCCCUACCGCGGGGGAUAUGGCGGCGGAGGAGGAGGUUAUGGCGUCGGCAGCUCCUAUGGCGGCGGCGGCUCCUUCUGACAGGUUAAUAACUGCGCGCACACGUGGAAAUAAUCCUCUCACACACACAACACCGAUAGACUCGAACUUCUUUCAUAUUUUCUUCGUGUGUGUCUGAGUUGGGCUCUGGUUGUUUUUAUACUAUUGUAACCCGACAUCUAGAGCGGGAAACGGACAAUGGCCUCGUUGUGGAACCCGAAUUCUCCCCACACGCCCGCCCUGAUGUUUGUUUGUGGCGGCUGCGAUGAAACUGGACCUCCUUGUACCUUUUUUGUUUUUACUUUUUAAAUAAAUCCCUGUAUUACCCAUUUGUGUCCCCCCCCCAGCAUCUUCACUUUUUAUUUUGUCUCCUAUUCUUCAAGCAAUUAAAAUGUUACCUGCCAAGUG